AUAUCUGCAGAGUGAUUUAAAGGAGACAAAAAUAUUCAUUCAUUCAUUCUAUACCGCUUAUACCUCGGGUCACGGGGAGCCUGUGCCUAUCUCAGGCGUCAUCGGGAAUCAAGGCAGGAUACACCCUGGACGGAGUGCCAACCCAUCGCAGGGCACACACACACACUUUCAUUCACUCAUGCACUCACACACUACGGACAAUUUUCCAGAGAUGCCAGUCAACCUACCAUGCAUGUUUUUGGACCGGGGGAGGAAACCGGAGUACCCGGAGGAAACCCCCGAGGCACGGGAGAACAUGCAAACUCCACACACACAAGGCGGAGGCGGGAAUCGAACCCCCAACCCCCGAGACAAAAAUAUAUAAAACAUUAAUACAAAAUUCCAAAUUUUGAUUUUGAUUUCAUUGUAAAUUAUUGGUUAAACAAUUGCUAUUUUUAUGUUGUUGGAUUUUUUUUUUUGUUUUGUUUUGUUUUACAAUUCAGUGAUGCUGGAGACGUCUCAAAAUUCAGAAAUUUACAAACAAGUCUUUUUACAAGCUGUUACCAUAGAAACAACGUAUUUGCUUCGUAACCUAACCCGUGAAACACUUUUAUAGAUCUUUCCCUGACUAUUCGACUAACAAUUUAGUCUUUAAAAUCAAGAACUUGCCAACAUUUAGUACCUGAUCUUUUCCCCAUCCCAUUAAUAGUAGCUUUUAGUUGGUAUUUCAUAUAAAUACGUUACAUUAUACGUUAGAAUUAGAGUGACAUUAGAAAGCAGUUUUUCAUCUUAAAAUUGAAACCAUUUUGGGAUUACAUGAUUAUAAAGUUCCAAAAUCUUCCUAUGAGAGUGUGAAAUGGUUAUUUAUAAGUAAAUAUGAAUCCCAACAUGACUACAAAAAGAGGGUCUCUCUCUCUCCCUCUCUCUCUCUCUCUCUCUCUCUCUCUCUCUCUCUCUCUCUCUCUCUCUCUCUCUCAGACGUCCAAAAAUAAACAGGGGAACUAGAGGAACUGCAUGUCCUCUGUGUAUAAAAACACUCUGUCUGUGAUUGCAACACCGCACCUUCUCUGGUGCCUCUGGAUCUCUAAAGAUAAAAAUCUGUUAUUCAUCUGCACCGGUUCUACUCAACAAACAGUUAAUUCUUUCUUUCAACUGUCAUUCGAGAUCGGUACAUUAGAGCAUGAAACAAAAAAUCUUGGACAUGCGCCGAGAUUUUUGCCCCUCGUUUAGGGCAGACUCGGACCCAGACCUGAAAGCACCAGCAGGUCCUGAUGACCAGGCAGAGAGGAUGGUGAUGAAGAGGGAGAUCUCUCUGGCCAAUGGUGUGUGUCUCAUUGUGGGAAACAUGAUUGGCUCAGGGAUAUUUGUGUCACCUAAAGGAGUUCUCCUGCACAGCAUGUCUUACGGCCUUUCGCUGCUUAUCUGGGCUCUCGGGGGCUUGUUCUCUGUCUUCGGUGCUCUCUGCUAUGCUGAGCUUGGCACCACCAUUGGCAAGUCAGGUGCCAGUUAUGCCUAUAUCCUAGAGUCCUUUGGUGGAUUCCUGGCCUUCAUCCGUCUCUGGUCAUCAAUCUUGCUGGUGGAACCAGCGAGCCAGGCUGUCAUCUCUCUGACGUUUGCUAACUACCUGGUGGAGGCUCUGUACCCAACAUGCCAACCUCCAUACGAUGCUGUGAGAGUCAUCGCCGCUGCCUGCAUCUGUGUGCUGAUCUUCAUAAACUGUGCCUAUGUGAAGUGGGGAACUCUGGUCCAGGAUGUCUUUACCUACACCAAGAUUUUGUCCCUCAUCCUCAUUAUUGCAAUCGGAAUACUAAAAAUAAUUAAAGGAGAGACUCAGAACUUUGAGAACUCAUUUGAAGGUUCCUCCUUGGAGGCUGGCAGCAUUGCACUCGCGCUUUACUCGGCUCUUUUCUCCUACUCCGGCUGGGAUACACUCAACUUUGUCACAGAGGAGAUUGUGAAUCCAGAGAGGAAUUUACCCCUAGCCAUUGCCAUCUCCAUGCCAAUUGUAACCAUCAUCUACCUUCUUACAAAUGUGGCAUACUACUUGGUACUGGACAUACCUUCCUUUAUGGCCAGUGAUGCAGUUGCAGUGACCUUUGGGAAUCAGGUUCUGGGACCCAUUAGUUGGGUUAUUCCCAUUGCCGUGGCUAUGUCCUGUUACGGAGGACUCAAUGCCUCCAUUAUUGCUUCAUCCAGGUUGUUCUUUGUCGGGGCCAGAGAGGGUCACCUACCAGACAGCCUGGCUCUGAUACACGCUGACCGCUACACUCCUGUCCCAGCACUCAUCUUCAAUGGUGUAAUGGGACUAAUCUUUUUGUGUGUGGAAGAUGUAUUCCUGCUAAUCAAUUACUUCAGCUUUAGCUACUGGCUGUAUGUGGGAUUAUCCGUGGUGGGACUCAUCUACCUUCGCUUCACACAGCCAGACAGACACAGACCUGUGAAGCUGACACUGCUCAUUCCCUUCAUCUAUUGCUUGUGCAGUCUUUUCUUGGUCCUUGUGCCCCUCUAUAGUGACACAGUCAAUUCCCUCAUAGGAGUCGCUAUAGCACUGUCUGGUGUACCAGUGUACUACUUCUGCAUCUACCUGCCUGUGGAGAAGAGGCCGAAAUGGUUGAGUCAGCUCAAUGCCUCCAUCACCAAAUACACCCAGAUCGUGUGCUACUGCUGUCUAACUGACCUCGACGUGGAGCCAGAGAAGUUGACUGAAAACAAGACUCAGUGAUUUACACAGGAAUGAGUUCUCUACUCAAAGACGGCAUUGAUUUUCGAACGUUUGAAGCGGGCGUGAACGUUGUCACCAUGGUUAACUUACAAGGGCUAUGGAGUCCGGUGAGGAGCUGUAAAAUUUGUAUGUAUUUACAAUAGGAGGCGUUUCUUUUAUGAACACACCAUGUCUUCUUUCAAUUUGUACUGUAUGUUUGAAGUACUAUCAGUAUAUAAAUGCAGAGAAAAUGCAGUAUAUAAUUUCUCUUUAUUUUUUUUAUAAAAUUGUGUUGAGGUUACGGUGUACUUUUGAUAAAUGUCUAAAAUAUGCUUAGUGUCUCUCAUUACUCACUCAUCAUUCAACAGAAUUUUUAUUUUUUAUUCGAAUCCUGAAUCGUUUUGAUGUGAACUAUGUACAGUUUUGUCCGGAUUAACCCUGAUGUUUUACUUAUGACUAAACUCUGUCAUCUGGGACGCACGUAAACCAGUGACCGGUCAGCAGUUUUGAGAGGAAGCAAGCCAGCUUGGACUGCUCCACAUAAAGGAGGAACUUCAAACCUUUAAGCAGCAACCAGAGAUUUCAAUGAGCCACUCAGUGACUCAGUCCUGUGACCUUGUGUUAAGGCAAAACAAUAUGCAUUGUAAUACUCCCCAAUGUGGAUUAUGAAAAUGCUGACUCAUAAGCUUUUAUGCUUGUUAAGAAAUAUAUUUUGAACACAUGCAUUUCUUUAGACAUCGUGGGCUACUGCUUAGAGGUAGGUGUGGUCUGGCCUAAAAAUAUAUACCAGAUCUAAAUUCUAUUACAAUGCUAAUUAAUUAGCCCUUUUGAGUCAUCAGUGAAUGAUUGGGGGUUUUUUGUUUGUUUUUUUGCCCCAUAGCGUUAUAACUGCAACAAUUGUUAAUGGGGUAAAAUUGGGGUAGGAAUCCUGGCUUCCCCAAGCUCACUCUAUGAGAGAGGGGGAAGCGAACUGGACAGUUAGUCCUUCUAUGGUGAUAGGAAACCUCUGCUGUAAUGAAGUGAACAAAAUAAACAUGAGCACAUUAA
Molecule: messenger RNA, 3727 nt
Organism: Tachysurus vachellii
Lineage: Eukaryota; Metazoa; Chordata; Actinopteri; Siluriformes; Bagridae
Product: Y+L amino acid transporter 2
Exons: 10
Coding region: 1160-2701 (513 amino acids)
Biological process (GO): amino acid transmembrane transport
Cellular component (GO): membrane
Molecular function (GO): L-amino acid transmembrane transporter activity
Source: RefSeq, a predicted model, not a curated record